Coccinella septempunctata (seven-spotted ladybird) is the source of this 1169-nucleotide messenger RNA. Its product is annotated as sodium/bile acid cotransporter 7-B-like. Gene Ontology annotation, cellular component: plasma membrane. NCBI's taxonomy places the organism in Eukaryota, Metazoa, Arthropoda, Insecta, Coleoptera, Coccinellidae. The record is from RefSeq and is a predicted model, not a curated record. The transcript has 3 exons. Bases 73 to 1101 code for a protein of 342 amino acids.
CUAGAACUACAAAUAUCACAAAAGGAAAACAUGAAAAAUGCAUAUGAUCGGUAAACAAAUGGAAAUAAAAAUAUGUUUUCUAAAUCAAAACACAGGGUAACACCUGAGGAAUAUAUAAAGCGUAACUGGCUCUUGGUUGCUAUCAUAACUUGCAUAUUUUUAGCUGGCAUAUAUCCGAAAUUCGGUUCAAAAGAAGGGCCACUAUACACACAGUAUUCCGUCAAGUAUGGUGCUAUCUGCAUAAUCUUUCUCAUAAGCGGACUGACCUUAAAGACUUCCAGUAUAUUUCGUACUUUCCAACAAUAUAAAUUACAUUUAUUUAUUCAGACUUUCACUUUCAUUCUGAUCCCCAUCGUUACCCAGGUUUUUGUGAAAUUUCUGAGUUUAUUCGGAACUAAUUCAUGGAUACUGAGAGGGUUGAUUACAGUGUCGUGUAUGCCACCUCCAGUAUCGAGUGCUGUGAUUUUAACAAGAACGGCCAAAGGCAACGAAACUGCGUCUAUUUUCAACUCGGUUUUAGGUAGCUUUUUAGGGAUAGUUUUAACUCCAAUACUUUUACUUUUUAAUCUUGGUUCGACAAUGGUAGUUCCACUAUUAGCUACUGUGAUACAACUCACUACGACAGUAUUAAUUCCAUUGAUUAUAGGACAGGUUGUUAGGAAUUUCACAAAUUUCAAAGAGCACAAAUUCCCUUUGAAUACCAUCGGACAGGCUGCUUUACUGUUUGUGAUUUACACAACUUUUUGUGAUACUUUCUUGGUAUCAGAGACAGGACUGAGUGCUAUUGACGUGCUAAUCACGGUUCUAGCAGUACUUUUCUUACAAAUAUCUUUCAUGCUGAUUAGUUUUUUCCUAUCGCAAUAUUUCAGCAAUAGUUUUACAAGGGCAGAUAUUGUUUCUAUUACGUUUUGUUCAACUCAUAAAUCGCUUACUUUAGGCAUUCCGAUCUUGAGGAUUAUGUUCCAGGGUUAUUCCCACUUGAGUCAGAUAAGUUUACCGUUGCUCGUGUAUCAUCCAACACAGAUAAUACUUGGGGGUAUGGUGGUUAGUCAAUUGAAAGACUGGAUAUUACUUGAGAGAGGCAGAAAACCUCCUAUUUGAAAAAAAACAUUUGGAAUGUUUAAUAUCAAUAUAUUAACAAAUUGAUUCAAUAAAAAUCAAUAAUUAAC